GUGAAAACACUCCGAGGACAAAUCCUCGGGCUCCGAGGAUUUCCCAGCCAAAUCAUCCUCGGGUUCAAGGGACCUCGCGAGGUCCUUUGGAGCCCGAGGAUCCGCAAUUAUCGGGGUGUCGAUGGCGCAUCACGAAGGGACAACGGAGGUUGAAAGUGGUCCAGAGGUGGUCCAGAAGGCGGAAGACGGACAUCGCGAGGCGUGGGUGUCCAAAACGUCAAGUAACGGCCUCGUCGUUUUACCGUUGGCGGUGAUCGUCGCGGGACGGCCCUGUCGGUUCGUCGGGUGUCCCGGCCCAGCUGCGAGUGUGCAUCAAGGUGGCACAGUGGACGGACGACGCCCAAACGAUGAGUGGUCAGCAACGGAGGUCGUUGGUCGAAAGGUUUGGGAUGAUCAUCGGCGACAAUCGCGUGAAGCGAGCACGGCCGGCAUAACGAGAGGGGUGGCGAAGAUUAACGUGGGGGCGGACGAUAUACUCGACGAUGAAGAUAGUGCAGUGGCGGAGGAUUGCGAGGCGGACGAUGGGGCCGAUAACGACGACGAGCAGAUGGAGAUUCGUCCAGUAGGGAGAAAGCAGGGAGGGUCGAGGGUCGCGAAAAAGUUGUCGGAAACGCGCACCGGGCGGAGGGGGAAGAAGGGUAUGGAAGAUGCGUCGGCUGGAGAGGGAUCGAAAAGCCAGGAUUUUGGGACCGUGGAGCACAUGAUUGCUCUCAUGCGGGCAAAAAGAGACCAGGAUUCGCAUCUUGCCGGCCUCGCGCACACCACGAGAAGGAUGAAGACGAAGACAUGGAAGUGGGAUAACAUGGAGAAGAGGCUGGUGCACAUGGGGGUCACAAGUAGAAAGGCCGUCGAUUGCGGGAAGAAAUGGGACAACCUAUACCAGCAAUUCAAAAUCGUGCACAAGUUUAUAGGAGAAUCGGGGAAGCCAAAUUUCUUCACACUGACGCCAUGGGAGAGGAAGGAGCGGGGGUUCGAUUUCCGGAUGGAUGAGCGUGUGUAUUCGGAGAUGGCGGCGAUGACCAGGAGCGAUCACACCAUACACCCCACCAAUCUCACCGACACCGGUGCGACUGGAGGUGUUCAAAUGCCCGGCCCACGCGGAGGUCGGAAUGAAUCCGGCGGUAGUGAGGGGGGCGGGGAUGGACAAGACCACGAUCAGGGGUCCACGAGGGAUUCUAUUAGUGGCGGUGGUGUUGGCGGGGGCAACAAACGGAACAAUGUGAGACAGCAAACCUUCGACACGAUUGCAGACGUGAUGAAGGAGCACGGGAGUCUGAUUGCGACAACCAUGCUCCCAAGGGGCGCCUCAGCGAAGGGCAGGAAAGAUGGCGGGGUGGGCGACGGUGGGGAAACCCAAAGAGGCAGAGGCCACAUACUGAAGUCGAAAAGGCAGCGCAUCGAUGACGCGAGCUCCUCACAAACUGAUGCUUUCCUCGCAGACGAAGUGGCUAUGGUGGACACGCAAGGGACGGCAGGGGUCGCGAGGUUGGGUUUCGGGCGGGAUGGUUUAUCGAGGGAGCAGCUGCAAGCACUGAAACAUAGUGUUGUUGGUGGUGCUGCCGGGACGGUGCCAAGGACCCCAGACACGGCAGGGGUUGUCAUCACGGGCGCGCGGGUCGCGGGACAACUUUCGGCGGCGGCAGGCCAAGGUCAGCCACGUCAGCCACUCCCCCUGCAACACGUGGGCGCAUCAGGGGGAGGGCACACGGCGAGUGCGCAAAAGGGCGACGCGACAGCGAGUGCCAGUCAGACGGUGGCGGCAGAUCACACAGCUAAAGGCGGAGUCGCCGAAGGUGUGGAAAAUAGGAGGGUCGACGACGUUGGCCGUGACGAUGGCCGAAGAGACGGAAAGCGGGAGGGCAAUGACGGCGACGACCGUCCACUUGUGUCGAGGGGGAAGGGAGCGGCGAAGGAGGACGAGCUGGAAGAGAAGGCCAAGUUGUGGGUUGAUUGCGACGCUUUCUAGGGUCAGGGUCCUGGGAAACCUCUGAGGGAGGCGGUAGGCGAAUGCACUGACUACUUCGUCGCCAUCGCCAACGGAG
Messenger RNA from Chara braunii, 2042 nucleotides. The record is from the annotation of a GenBank genome assembly. NCBI's taxonomy places the organism in Eukaryota, Viridiplantae, Streptophyta, Charophyceae, Charales, Characeae.